Messenger RNA from Lathyrus sativus (Indian pea), 2007 nucleotides. Lineage: Eukaryota; Viridiplantae; Streptophyta; Magnoliopsida; Fabales; Fabaceae. The record is from the annotation of a GenBank genome assembly.
AUGACUACUCAUACCCCGAAAAAUAUCCUGAUUACUGGGGCAGCUGGAUUCAUUGCAUCUCAUGUUGCCAACCGGCUUAUCCGUAAUUAUCCCGAUUACAAAAUUGUUGUUCUUGACAAACUCGAUUACUGUUCGAAUCUGAAGAAUCUAAUUCCUUCGAAAUCGUCCCCCAACUUCAAGUUCGUGAAGGGGGACAUUGGAAGUGCUGACCUUGUCAACUACCUUCUCAUCACCGAGGCGAUUGACACGAUUAUGCACUUUGCUGCUCAAACUCAUGUUGACAACUCUUUCGGUAAUAGUUUUGAGUUUACCAAGAACAACAUAUAUGGUACUCAUGUCUUAUUAGAAGCUUGUAAGGUAACUGGACAGAUCAAAAGAUUCAUCCAUGUAAGCACUGAUGAGGUCUAUGGAGAGACCGAUGAGGAUGCUAUUGUAGGAAACCACGAGGCUUCUCAGCUACUUCCGACGAAUCCGUACUCUGCAACAAAAGCUGGGGCAGAAAUGCUUGUCAUGGCAUAUGGUAGGUCGUAUGGAUUACCAGUGAUCACAACGCGUGGAAACAACGUCUACGGCCCUAAUCAGUUUCCUGAGAAGUUAAUUCCAAAGUUCAUCCUCUUGGCAUUACAAGGCAAAGUUCUUCCGAUUCACGGUGAUGGUUCGAAUGUGAGGAGUUAUUUGUAUUGUGAAGAUGUUGCAGAGGCUUUUGAAGUUAUCCUUCACAAGGGAGAGGUUGGACAUGUUUACAAUAUUGGGACUAAGAAGGAACGGAGAGUUAUCGAUGUAGCCACCGAUUUAUGCAGACUCUUCUCGAAGGAUCCAGAGAUUAGUAUUAAAUAUGUAGAUAACAGACCAUUUAAUGAUCAGAGAUACUUUCUUGACGACCAAAAGUUGAAGAAUUUGGGUUGGUCGGAGAGAACUAGUUGGGAAGAAGGCUUGAAGAAAACCUUGGAUUGGUAUAUCAAAAAUCCUGAUUGGUGGGGUGAUGUGAGUGGUGCAUUGCUUCCUCAUCCAAUGCUGGUGAUGCCCGGUGGUAUGGAGAGACAUUUCAAUGGAUCUAAAGAGGAAAACUCAUCAUAUGUCUCAAAUACGAAUACUCGAAUGUUGGUUCCGACCACCAAGAACGUUGGGUCUUCGCAGAAACAUCCUCUCAAAUUCUUGAUUUAUGGAAGGACAGGUUGGAUUGGAGGUUUACUCGGGAAAUUGUGUGAGAAACAAGGGAUUCCUUAUGAGUAUGGAAAAGGGCGCCUUGAGGAUCGCUCAUCACUCGUGGCUGAUAUUCAAAACGUGAAGCCAAGUCAUAUUUUCAACGCAGCAGGAGUUACCGGAAGACCUAAUGUUGAUUGGUGUGAAUCUCAUAAAACGGAAACAAUCCGUGUCAACGUUGCAGGUACUUUAACAUUGGCUGAUGUUAGCAGAGAGCAUAACCUUUUGAUGAUAAACUAUGCUACCGGGUGCAUAUUCGAGUACGAUGAAGCUCAUCCAGAAGGUUCAGGCAUUGGUUUUAAGGAGGAAGACACACCUAAUUUCACCGGUUCUUUCUAUUCCAAAACUAAAGCUAUGGUUGAAGAGCUCUUGAAAGAAUAUGACAAUGUAUGCACUCUCAGAGUCCGCAUGCCGAUUUCAUCCGACCUAAGCAAUCCACGCAAUUUCAUCACCAAGAUUUCGCGUUACAACAAAGUCGUUAACAUUCCAAACAGCAUGACUAUUUUGGAUGAACUUCUUCCUAUUUCAAUUGAGAUGGCUAAGAGGAACCUAAGAGGUAUCUGGAACUUCACAAAUCCUGGCGCCGUGAGCCACAACGAGAUUCUCGAGAUGUACAGGGAUUACAUCGAUCCAAAUUUCAAGUGGUUUAACUUCACACUUGAAGAACAAGCCAAGGUGAUAGUUGCUGCCAGAAGCAACAAUGAAAUGGAUGCAUCCAAAUUGAAGAAUGAGUUUCCAGAAUUACUUUCCAUCAAAGAAUCACUUAUCAAGUAUGUCUUUGAGCCAAACAAGACAAGUGCUUAA